Molecule: messenger RNA, 297 nt
Organism: Peronospora farinosa
Lineage: Eukaryota; Oomycota; Peronosporomycetes; Peronosporales; Peronosporaceae
Source: the annotation of a GenBank genome assembly
AUGGAGGCUAUUCAGCAGGAUAUGGAGCCGUUUUGGACAGAAAUGAAUGCUUUGCGGUCAGUGAUCAGCACAACGGACGUAGAUCCAGCUUGUAGAGGAGCCUGUAAGAAGGCACUUGAAGCCAACGCCUGCGGCCUAAUUCAAGCAGAGCUAGCACGCAUGUCGAAAAACCGUGAAGAAUUGCAGUCUGUUGAAGCUUUGUACCAACGACAGAAGGAGCUGCAGUCAAUGCAGAAGAAAGAGCUAAAGAAACAGAAGAACAAUUUGGGCAAAAAGUGCAGGAAAAUGAAGAGCUAG